UUGUACAGACGAUCAAAGGCGAGUGUAAAAGAAUACACAGUUCGUCUAUGCAGUAAGACGUAGUUAGUUAAUUAUAAACGUUUGUAAUAAUAAUUUAAAAUACGUAUAUUGAUGUGUGUUAAUAAGUUAAAUAAAAUUAAUAGUAGUGAAUCAAAGAAAAAAGUCUUAUUACUUUAAAAUACAAAUCACCUCAUCUUAUAUCUCAGACGCUAACCACGUUUUCAACAGGCAACUAGGCAAGUUGCUACAAAGUAUAAGUAUCGGAGAGAUUUGUAGCUGCCUGCUGUACUACAUGGCCAGGAUCGUCAAUUAAAGAUAUAUCUUUGAUCGUGUUAUCAUGGCGCACGUGCAUCGAUUGUAUGAUAGCAUGAUAAAUUCUGUGGUGAUACAAUGAUAGUGAUAAUGAUGAAUGAUAAUUGACUAAAACAUGACAAGUGUUGAUUGUUGAAGUGUGAGAUUUUAAUUUUUAGUAAUCUGAGAAGUGAGGAGGCGGACCCGGCUUCAACGCUUUCAACUUUUCAAGUUAACCAAUUUUUAUGAUCAAUAUUGAUCAUGCAUAUAUGUGAUAUAUGUAACAAUGGUUUUAGUCUCAGAAAAAAUUUAAAAAGGCACAUGGAGAAUGUACAUAAGACAACUUUAGCUUCUACUUCAAAGCAUAGCAUUGCUACCUCUACUACCUCUAAAGAAUCCAAACACAAAUGUCCUUUAUGUCAACUUGCAUUUGUUGAAAGAAGUUCACUUAGACGACAUGAACGGAUAAAACAUAAAGUCAACAUCACGGCUCCCUUAAGAAUCAAAAAAUCUAAUAAUUGCAUAACAUUUGAGCCCAGCAAUUUAGAAGAUUAUCCAUUACUGAAGAAAUUAGUACCUGUAGAUUAUGUUUACAAAGUGAUAUGCAUACAACAUUUUGAAAAUGACGGUUUGAGAUCAACAUUUGAGAUUGCUGAUUGUGCUGUGGAUGUAUUUUUUGUGUGGUUUUCAGAAUUAGAACAAAAAUCUAAGGUUACCUACAGAGUUAAAUCGUUCACUAAGUCACCAAGCUCAAAAAUUAUAUUUAAUAAAGUAUAUAGAUGUAUUCAUAAUACAUUUCCCAAUAAGUAUCGAAACCCUCAUCCAAAGCACACAGGAUGCCUAGCCACAUUAACUGUAAGAAUAAAAAAAUGCAGUGAAGCUUUAUCUGUUAAAAAUACAAUGGCUGAUAAUAAUGUAAUAAUGAUCCCUCUUAAAGCAAUUGUGACACUCUAUCAUCAUCAUAACCAUAUGCUGGUAGAAAAUGAGAAACUAAAAAAAAUACAAAAAAUACAGUGUGAAGAUACUUCCAUGAAGAUUCACGCAGCAGAAAACAAAUUAAAUAAAAUACAUUUUGAUAAGUGUAACAGUCCACAGCAAAAUACAACAUUAAGUAAUUCUCAAGUAUUUAUCAAAAGUAAUAAAAUCAAUACUUGUACAAUGGAACCGGUUAAAAAGCUUGUAAUUGAUGAUAAUGAAAUAAUAGAGUCUAUUGAAAAUGAUAAUUUUGAAUCUUCUGAAGAAUAUGAUAAAUACAUUUUAGUUGAAAAUGUACAUACACAAAAUUUGUUACGUGAUAAUAAUGAGAGUGAAUUAGACCAAUUAAUGUCUGAUUAUGAUACAGUUACUAAAAGAAUUUUGCAACAAUUUGCAUCAAACCCUGAUUAUUUUAAGUCUGCAAUUAAACGCUACACUUUAUUAAUGAAAAAUAGUUUGACUUCUAAAGAGUCUUUAUUAAAUACAUUGCAUUCAUUUGGAGAACAAUUGAAAGAAAAAACUGAAUAAUAUUCAAAUGUUCAAAUUGUUUGAAAAAUGUUAAUAUUGUGGACCAUUGUGGUCUAUAUUUAUGGAUCAAUUUAAUUUUAUAAGAUUUAUUGAAAAAGAAACAAACAUAAUAUGUUGCGUUUAGGAUUGGUAUGGUCAUAUCGUAUGUACCAAAUAACCAAAUAGACGUUUCAAUUUAAAUGAAUGCUGUGUUAUACUGACACAGCAGCCGACUGCUGAGCGAUCACCGUUUUAAAAUAAUUGUAUACAUCGAUUUUGGCGCGAAAGGCGACAGUGGAUAAAAAAAAACGCGGUAAUAUCAUGUUGGCAACGAUGCACACACGGACGUCACCCAAUC
Rhopalosiphum padi (bird cherry-oat aphid) is the source of this 2131-nucleotide messenger RNA. RefSeq lists its product as uncharacterized. The transcript has 9 exons. NCBI's taxonomy places the organism in Eukaryota, Metazoa, Arthropoda, Insecta, Hemiptera, Aphididae. The record is from RefSeq and is a predicted model, not a curated record. The coding region runs from base 553 to 1794 and encodes 413 amino acids.